Colletotrichum graminicola M1.001 is the source of this 324-nucleotide messenger RNA. RefSeq lists its product as uncharacterized. The record is from RefSeq and is a predicted model, not a curated record. The transcript has 3 exons. NCBI's taxonomy places the organism in Eukaryota, Fungi, Ascomycota, Sordariomycetes, Glomerellales, Glomerellaceae. The coding region runs from base 1 to 324 and encodes 107 amino acids.
AUGCUUGGCCUCUACCAUAACUCUGAUCUCUGGAGACCGCCCGAACGCCUCAGUGUUCCCCAGAAGCAGAAGCAGAAGCAGAAGCAGAAGCACAGGCACAGGCACAGGCACAGGCACAAGACCCAAGAUUACGAGCUUCUUGGCCCAACGUCUCAAGACUGCAAGAGAAAGAGAGAGGUGGGUCUGAGGUUGGGCUGGUUUGGCAACGGGGCAAAUCAUGACAGAACCAAGAGAUAUCUGAGACUCGCUACUCACUCGCUCACCUGCUGGAGAAGGCAAGGCCCAGCCAGGGAAACGGAUGGCCUUGGCAAUUCGACGCACUAG